Messenger RNA from Neoarthrinium moseri, 1809 nucleotides. RefSeq lists its product as uncharacterized. Gene Ontology annotation, cellular component: nucleus; nuclear origin of replication recognition complex. The record is from RefSeq and is a predicted model, not a curated record. Gene Ontology annotation, biological process: DNA replication. Bases 1 to 1809 code for a protein of 602 amino acids. Lineage: Eukaryota; Fungi; Ascomycota; Sordariomycetes; Amphisphaeriales; Apiosporaceae. The transcript is spliced from 2 exons. Gene Ontology annotation, molecular function: DNA replication origin binding.
AUGGCGCCGAGGAAACAAGAGUCGGCGCCUCCAGAGGCUGCUACCAGAUUGUCCACGCGCACGAAGACGUCUCGAGAGCCCCAAGGCGUGGCCGGGAGUGGGAAUGUGCGGGCGCGUGGUGCCAACUCGGCCUACGAACCGCCCAAGAGGAAACGAGGCAGGCCGAGCAAUGCUUCCCGGCGUCAAGAGGCUGCCGCACAGGAAGGAGACGCCGUCUAUGACUUUCCUUCGUCAGGGGACGAAGAGGGUGACCGUGGCGCGUCUAUGGCGGACGUGCCCAUCAAGACAGCAAACCGGAGGACGGGGCGGGCCCCCACCGCGGCGCACAGUUCUGCCGCUGCAGCGUCCGCAGUAACGGACCACACGUCGGCGACGCCCAAGAAGAGGAAAGCGAAUGGUCCAAAUGUCACAGAGACUCCGUCAUCCGUGUCACGCUUCAAGGACCACGCAGCCGGGGAAACCCCCAGAUGGCGCCGGAAUGACCGCUCGGCCCGCAAGAAGAGUGCACGCGCGCUUAUUGAAAGUGUUGUCGCCGGCAACGCGAGUGACGAGGAGGACGACCAGGGCAUUGCCAGGGAGAUAUACGAGUCAAGCGGAGACAGCGACAGUGAGGACCUGGACGAAGACGAACAGGUGCGAGAUGCCAAUGGGCUGGAAAGCCUUGCGGCAACGCCAUCAAAGAAGCCUCGGGGACGGAGAAAGGGUUCCACGACACGGGCACGGAAAAAGUCCCCGACACCACCCCGGGAUCUUCCUCCACAUGAGUUGUACUUUGCCCAGAACCGGCCGGGGGCAUCCAAGACGUCGGGCAACAGUCUAGCCUCUCUCGAACUACUGACGCACGACGAGUAUUUCUCUAUAGUCAAUGCUUUUGAGGACCCGCAUCGAGACGAUGUCAACUUCCUGCAAGAAUGGCACACCGAGUCAUUCCCUCAGUGGUCGUUUGAGCUGGCCCAGGGUUUCAGCAUUUGCCUGUACGGCUAUGGAUCCAAACGGUCUCUUCUACACAACUUCGCCAAACACCUGUACGCCGCGGUACCCGACCAUGUACGGAGCAAGACCGUUAUCAUCAACGGCUACGUGCGUAACACCUCUAUCCGCGACAUUUUGGGAACAGUGGGUAGUGCUGUCAACCCGUCUUACAAGUUGCCCGCAGGCAAUCCUUCCGCGAUGCUGGAUGAUGUCAAGUCAUUCCUCUCAUCACACGAUGUCAGCAUCACAUUGGUCCUCAACUCGAUUGAUGCCACCCCGCUACGAAAGCCGGGCAUGCAAGCCAUUCUGGCUCAGCUGGCAUCCCAUCCAAGCAUACACCUGAUUUGUUCCGCCGACACCCCCGACUUCUCGUUGCUCUGGGACACCGGGCUUCGGUCGGCGUUCAACUUUGUCUUUCAUGACUGCACUACGUUCGGCCCCUUCACCGUAGAAGUCGACGUGGUAGAUGAAGUCCACGAAUUGCUUGGUCGCAAGGCAAGGCGCGUAGGGGGCAAGGAAGGCGUGACAUAUGUGCUGCGCAGUCUACCGGAAAAUGCGAAGAACCUGUUCCGCCUACUUGUAACCGAGGUCCUCGUGGCUAUGGACGAAGUGGGCAUUUCGUCGGGGGAGAAUCCCGGCGUCGAGUACCGAAUGCUUUACGGGAAGGCCGUCGAAGAAUUCAUCUGCAGCUCAGAAGUUGCUUUCCGUACACUGCUGAAAGAAUUCCAUGACCAUCAGAUGAUAACCAGCCGCAAAGAUGUUCUCGGCACGGAGCUAUUGAGCGUGCCAUUUCGAAAGGAGGAACUAGAAACCGUUCUGGAGGACCUGAUGUCUUGA